AUGCCCAUACACUCCCCCCGGUCACCGCACAACAUGGGUUUCGUGCCGCUUUCCACAUCCCACUCCAACAAUUACCAAGAGAGCGGGAUUCCUCUCACCAACGUACGGAGCAAGGCCAGCUCUACCGGAGUGCGAUCCGCAAACCAAGGAGCUUUCCAAAACGUCGACAUGAGUGAUGGGAAUGGGACGGGCGAGAAGCAGGGACUCUUCAGCCGACAUGGUGCCGCUGGCCGGAGGAGGCAGCCGAAGGGCAUCAAGCGGCACGACACCGAUCCGGUUUCCGUGAACGCCAUGGGCAGGCUCUACAACAAAAUCGUCGGCUUCUCGGUUGUCACUCGAUACCUCGUCUAUGUCCUCCCAAUCGCCCUCUUGCUCGGUGUUCCACUCGUUCUCCUACCUAUCACCGGAGACGAGCCGGACGACGGGCGCGAUAGGAAGGAUCGCAUAACCCUCGGUGAUGUCAAGGAUGACGACGGCAAUACCAUACACGGCCCCAGCUUGUUCAAACUGUUCCUCUGGAUCGAGAUCUCCUGGUUGACCCUCUGGGCCGGCAAGCUGGUUGCCCAACUACUUCCUCCCAUUUUCAUGUUCUUCUGCGGCGUCGUCAGCUCGGGCACCCGGAAAUACGCCACUGUCCUGCGCGCGCUGGAGAUACCUCUGUCGCUCUUCUUCUGGGCGCUCGCCAGCUGGCUCGUCUUCACCUUCUUCUUCCCGAAUGAUCGGUUCGGCUGGGUCCUCAACCUCAAGAGGGUCCUUCUCGCCCUCUUCAUCUCGUCUGCCGUCCUCCUGGCGGAGAAAACCAUCGUGCAGCUCAUUAGCAUCACGUAUCACCAGCGGUCCUUCGCCAAUCGUAUCAAGCACUCCAAGCGUGAGGUCUAUCUCGUGGGUCUCAUGUACGACGCUUCGCGGAAGCUCUUCCCCAUGUACUGCCCUGAAUUCUCGGACGAGGACUACAUCAUCAACGAUAGUAUCGAUAUGAUCCUCGCCCGGUCUAAGGGCGGCCAUAAGAGGGGUGGUUCUGUCAACCCGAUGAAGCUGAUCGGUGACGUCGGGCGCUUCGGCGACAAACUUACCUCGGUGUUUGGAAACAUUGCGUCCGAGAUCACCGGCAAGCAAGUCUUCAACCCGAAUUCCGCACAUUCCAUCGUUGUAGAGGCCCUCGAAAAGGUACGCAGCUCGGAAGCCAUGGCUCGUCGGAUCUGGAUGUCGUUUGUGGUCGAGGACAGGGACUCCCUGUCCGUUGACGACAUCAUCGAGGUGCUCGGGCCGGACUUCAAGGAGGAAGCUGAGGAGUGCUUUGCUGCCAUCGAUGCGGACCAGAACGGCGACAUCAGCCUGGAGGAGAUGGUCCGGAAGAUUGUCGAAAUUGGCAAGGAGAGGAAGGCCAUUGCACACAGCAUGAAGGAUAUCAGUCAGGCGCUGGCCGUUUUCGACAGAAUACUUCUCUUCGUUGUCGCCCUGAUUGUCAUCUUGAUCUUCCUUGCCUGCUUCCAGAGCAGCUUCAUCACGACCCUUACUACUGCUGGAACGGCCCUGCUUUCGAUAUCCUUCGUCUUCGCCGUCACGGCUCAGGAGUUCCUGGGCUCUUGCAUCUUCCUUUUUGUCAAGCAUCCCUUCGAUGUUGCCGACCGUGUCGACAUCCAGGGCCCCGAUAAGCAGCAGCUCAUCGUCGAGAAGAUCUCCCUCUUGUACACCGUCUUCACCCGCAUCGACAAGAUGCAGAUUGUCCAGGUCCCGAAUAUCCAGCUGAACAACCUUUGGAUCGAGAAUGUCACGCGGAGCAAUGCCAUGAGGGAAAUCAUCGAGAUCAACGUCUCGUACGACACGUCCUUCGAGGACCUGGAGCUGCUCCGAGUCGAGAUGGAGAAGUUUGUUCGCGCGCCCGAAAAUGCUCGCGACUUCCAGCCAGACAUCAACAUCAACGUCGGCGGUGUCGGUGACCUUGACAAACUGAACCUCAAGGUAGCAAUCAAGCACAAGUCCAACUGGCACAACGACACCGUCCGCGCCACCCGCCGUUCCAAGUUCAUGUGUGCGCUCGCCCUGGCCAUCAAGCGUAUCCCCAUCUACGCUCCGGGCGGCGGUGGUGACGCCCUGGGCGGACCCUCGAACCCGGCAUACAGCGUCGCCGUCACGGACGCGUUCGCCUCCGAGGCCCGCUCGAGGUCGACCGAGAACAAGGAGGCGGCGCGGAUGGUCCCCUCCGCCAGCGCCAAAUCCGCUGACGUCGAGAACGUCGAGCAGACGGCGGCCGCAGACCUGAACCAGCGCAACGCGCUGGCCGAGGCCGUCGACGAGUGGGGCUACGACAACACGCUCAACUCGCGCGACGUCUCGUCCGAGCGGCGGCAGAACGACGUCGACUCGAUGCGCCGCGACAUGCAGUCGUUCAACCGCGAGAGCCAGCGCGGCCGCCGCAAGGCCGGAGAAGGCCUCCCCGCGGCGGCCUUG
Messenger RNA from Phialemonium atrogriseum, 2451 nucleotides. RefSeq names its product Mechanosensitive ion channel-domain-containing protein. Gene Ontology annotation, molecular function: calcium channel activity; calcium ion binding. Gene Ontology annotation, cellular component: membrane. Gene Ontology annotation, biological process: intracellular calcium ion homeostasis; calcium ion transmembrane transport. The record is from RefSeq and is a predicted model, not a curated record. The transcript has 2 exons. The annotation marks the transcript as partial. Lineage: Eukaryota; Fungi; Ascomycota; Sordariomycetes; Cephalothecales; Cephalothecaceae.